Messenger RNA from Morchella importuna, 2865 nucleotides. RefSeq lists its product as uncharacterized. Gene Ontology annotation, cellular component: endoplasmic reticulum. The transcript is spliced from 12 exons. Bases 1 to 2865 code for a protein of 954 amino acids. Lineage: Eukaryota; Fungi; Ascomycota; Pezizomycetes; Pezizales; Morchellaceae. Gene Ontology annotation, biological process: GPI anchor biosynthetic process; fungal-type cell wall organization. The record is from RefSeq and is a predicted model, not a curated record.
AUGCCCAAAGACAAAGACGGGGUGGUUAUUGCUUCUCUGUCAGGGAAAUGGGUAUCAUGGGCUCAUACUACUGUCGCGUACUGUGCUUUCUUUAGCGCGUUGAUCGUAGGAAUGUGGCUGCAUUUCCACAAAAUCGUCCAAAACGAGCACUAUGGUUAUCCAGAUGAAUGGUUCCCUUCGGUAUCUGCCACAAUUGGCGACCGUUAUCCUGAGCGCUCUAUCUUCCAAUUAUUUAUUGCAGUCACUUCUGGUCCUCGCUUUGCUCUAGUAUUUCUGUGGUACAUUCUUACCGCGCGACCUGGCCGCUUUGCACCGAAGUUUGUCGGUUGCGUUGGUCUAAUGCGUACAUUCUUGUGUGGUGGUUGGGUCUAUAUCACCUCUACGGACGACCAUGAUUGGCAUGACAUUUUCAUGAUCUCGUAUCUUGUGUUCACCCUUCCAUGGACAAUCGGAUGCCUUAUGCUGUCCCCCAUGAACCAACAAGCUAUCAAGUACAGGAAAAUGCUAGCAGGGCUUUUCUUUGGAACACUCGUUCCAUUGAUCUAUUUCUUUAUUCAACAUAAAGUCCAUAAAGUAGCUGGAGCUUAUACUAAAUACGCUUUCUUUGAGUGGUCCUUGAUCCUGUUCGAUGUUGGGUUUGAUGCAGUCACGGCCCUAGACUUUACAGGACUUGAAUUACAGGUUGUUGAUACAAGGAGGAAUGGCAAAGGAAACGGCGCUAUGCUGUCAGAUACCCUGUUGGAAAAGGCGAAGGACGAUAGGAUGCGAAUUCCGCAGCAGUUGUUAGGAGAGAAUUUUUCAUGGGAUCAUAUGAUUGAUAUUGCCGCAGAUAUUUAUAGUGGCUUCAUGUUUUGGUCAAUCCUAACCUCGCUCGGUGUAACCAUAUGGUUCUUUCCGCUAUGGCACAUGGGAAUUUCCGGUUACGAAGUCCUGGUAUUGACUACGGCUUCUCCACUUUUACUUGGCUUUCGUCCCAUCCGUCAAGCAGCAGUGAACAAUCCCCGUGCUGCAUAUUUGCUUUCGCUCUCAGGACUUCUUGCUUUUGCAGUUACGAUGCCUGAGGUACGUCUGUUUGCUGUUGCCGCAGGUGUUGUCUUCACUUGCCUUGCCUGGACCGGCAGUUUUUACGCUGAAAGGUCAAACCCUGCCAGGCUCGAGGCAAAAAUCACUGCCUUUUCUCUCGGGUUGAUCGCGUCCAGCAUCGCAAAAUUUGCUAACCAUAGCAACAACCCUAUCUGGCCCAUUAUGAACGCAGAGAAUGGUGGAUGGAACAAAACUGGUCUUAUUCUAGCCAUCUUGGCAAUCCUUCGCUCGACGCGAAGGACUUCCUCUACGUAUGGAGAACUUCCAUUACCAGCACCAGGAGCGAAGAACGAAUCUUCGAUUUUUGCAAUCAUUGGGCUGGGAGGCUUGCUUUUUGGUCUUCAUUCACUACUCUCUGAUUCUAGUACCAUGAUCCUAUGGGUUUGGGAUGGAUAUCCAGUUAAAGGACCUCUUGCGGUCCCGCAUGGGGCGUGGACUAUUCUGGCCAUGGGCGUGGGAUUCCUGAUUGGGUUGUACAGAAGCGAUCUGACGCAGACCUGGACUCUUUAUGGUGUUGCAUGCACUUCCGCAGCAAUUUUCUAUGGAAAUCCUGGGUGGUUUGGAUACUAUGGAGCCCUUGUUCUGGCCACAUAUCUUAUGGCGCUCAUUCCCACAUUUAUUCAAUCAGCGGCCAGACACAGCCCUGGAAAGACUUUCGGUUCUGCGUUUAUGUGCUACAAUAUUAUUGUCCUGGCGCACGUUUGGGUCGUCGCUUAUGCAUUCGUUCCCGGCGGCCCGUUGCUCCGUGAGAGGACAGACUUGGUCAUGGCUGGAAUGAUGCUUAUGAUCGGUGCCGGCGUAUUUGCAACCACGAGCUACCGCUCAAAGGUUUCCAAAUCAAAGGUGCAUGAAUCUCCUGUGAGGAGCCGUUUCAAAACCUACUCAGUCUACUCUUUAAUUGUGCUGGAGUUGUUUUCUGCAUCUGUUGCCUACAUUCGUUUCCCAUCGUUCAACUACGAACCGUACAACAAAGAUGCAAAGGUUGUCACUGCCGGAAUCUGGACCGUGCACUUUGCAUUGGAUAAUGAUAUGUGGAGUAGUGAGAGACGUAUGAGGGAUGUUAUCAAGGAGUUGGAAGUUGAUGUUAUUGGACUGCUCGAGUCGGAUCUUCAACGUAUCAUCAUGGGUAACCGCGACAUGACUCAGUUCCUCGCUGAGGAUCUGGGAAUGUACGCGGAUUUUGGGCCUGGACCGAAUAAGCACACAUGGGGUGCUGCAUUGUUAUCUAAGUUUCCUAUCGUCAACUCAACACACCACCUUCUUCCUUCGCCGGUGGGAGAGCUUGCACCCGCCAUUUUGGCAACACUGGAUAUGUACGGCGAAAUGGUCGAUGUCCUAGUUUUCCACAGCGGACAGGAGGAAGAUGUUGAAGACAGAAGACUUCAGUCUGAGGGCAUCGCAAAGUUAAUGGGAGAUAGUCCGAGACCACUCAUUCUGUUGAGUUACCUCGUGACGGAGCCUAAACAGGGGAACUAUAAUACCUACGUUAGCGAGCAGAGCAGGAUGAGAGAUAUUGAUCCUAGUGACUGGGAUCGAUGGUGUGAAUAUAUCCUUUAUAGAGGUCUAAGAAGGAUUGGGUAUGCAAGGGUAUCUCGAAGUACUAUCACAGAUACCGAGAUCCAGUUGGGUAAAUUUAUUGUUGGCAUGUCCGAGGGUGGUGACACGAUUGUCCCUGAGUCGGAUAUUCAGCCACAGUUCAGAUUCCCAGCCAUGUUUAAGGGCGAGGGUGUCCGAGGUCAUGCUUAUCAUGUGUUGGAUGACGAGCCACGGUACUACAUGUAA